AUGCUGGAUAAUACCGAGUCUGAAGAGGAAUUAGAGCAUGUCGAAUAUGGGUUUGCUAUUCCGGCAAAGGGAGCUUUCAAAAACUUUGCCAAACGGCAUAAUGAACUUGCAACUUUACUAAACCUCCCGCCCCAGGAUGAUUUUUUGCAACUUGUAUACAAGACAUUAAUAACGCUAUGCGACCCUUACACGCAGCCGGAGGAAACAGAAAAGUACAUUUUGAGUGUUGGAUGCAUCUCAGAUUUGCUAAUUUCAAUCCUGUAUUCUUCCUAUACGGAGCUGAUAUCGGAGGAGUUGGAGAUUGAUUCGAUCAAGUUUGCAAUAUCAACCACUUUUUUCUACAUUCUCCAAGCCGUGCACAAAGUAUUGAAUGCCGAUGAUGAAGUGAGUCUCAGGUUCGUUGAUAAUGGAGCCGACAAUUGGAAACAGCAUGUCAAGGGGUGGACACCAAGAGAGACCAACACCUUCAACUUGAACCUACUAUAUUCGAUGGCUUGCGUUUUGAUCAUGUCGAUCCAAAAACUCUUUACCCCGAAAACUGGAGACUAUAACCUUGCACUUAAUCCUUACUUACACUAUUUCUUGAAGCUUUGGAAAUGCCACACCAAUAUCAUCUUGUUGGGCCUUGAGAUUGAUCGAAGAAUCGAGUACCAAAAUGGCGAGAUGAAUGAGGAUGCGGAGACGCCUCCCAUUGUUAUUGCUACCUUGAAAGGAUCCAGCUCAAUAAGAUACGUCCUCGCUUGGAUGAUCAACCAGAAUCCGUCCCUGGCCACAGAGGGGGAACUUUCAGACGAAGAGAGUGGAGCUGUAGCUAUAGCUGAAGAUGAAGAUGAAAAUGAGGAUGGGCAAGAUUUGGAAAAUGAACCGAUUUUGAAUUUUAUCGAGCCUUUGGCAAGGAAAAAGACCAACGGAGGAGCAAUACUGGUUGACAUGAGAUUGAUUAUUGUUGGGUUGCUUGUGCUAUAUUCGGGGACAUCAUUCGUUAGCGAAUCUGAACAAGAUGGUGAUUCUAAAUGCAAGCUGAGAAGACGACUUAACCGGGCAAAGCCUUUGGCAGAGAUUGGAGAUCUACUAGUCGAUUUGGAGUACGACGACAGGUUUGACGAAGACAUUAAAUAUAUGUUGGAACUUGAUAUUGAUGAGGAUGAAUCUGACUGCGAAUGCACCUGCGCUUGUGAACAUGAGCAUGAACAUGAACAUGAAGAUCAACACAAACAAAAACAUCAGCACGACGGGGCUUCUACGUCUGACCAGAAAGAAGAAGAAGAAGAAGAUGAUGAUGAUAAUGAUGAUGAUGACGGAGAAAUUCUAGAAGUCAACGGCGCGACAGCAAACCCUGAUAUCCAAUUUGACGAGUUUGGACGUGAUUGGAGAGAUAUCCCACGAGGCGAAAAUGUGAAAUUUAAACACUCCUUCUUGGACAAGUUCCAUAAAUAUGAAAACUCACCAGAUAAAAAGGACUCCGAUGAUUUUUUCACAUCUUGGAAAGAGCUUCACGACGUGUUUGACUUUCUCUGCGUUACCAGCAUUGAAGGUAACUCAGAUGCCGAGCGAAUGCUAGGGCAGACAGCAAUCAAUACCAUCGCAAAAGCCGUCAAGGACUACAAGCACCUCGAAGAUAAAAAAGAAAAGAAAGGCAAAAAGAUUGUCGAUGUGAUUCCGGAGAUUAUCCACAUCUACUGGGCAACCCCUGCACCAGAAGAAUUUGUCAAGGCAGUCCAAGAAAACAACAACAAGUCCAUCAUUUCCAUCUUUGACAUUACCCAUUUUGAACUCAUGCUACACACAAACACGAACCUCGCCCGAGCGAUGAUGGAUGAGAUGCUAAUGUGUGAAGGCCACAGAAGAAUGCUUAUAUGGCACUUGACUCAUGAAAUAAAUCUUUCAAAUCUUCUUAUUGAUUAUGUUUUCCAGCUUGCCGCAGGACUCCGAGGUAACGGCAGUACAAACAGCCCCUAUGUGUUUUCACGACAAGGCGACAAAGUCAUUCUCAGCGACGUUGAGUUGCUGAUGUUGCUCCAUGAGUUCUAUACAAAUGCCGCAUUUUACUUGUCGGCGGACAAGGGGCUCGAAAUCGAUGGAGGGUACGAAGUUGUGUUGGCAGAGUCCAUAGCAAAGAAGUUGAUGUCUCUUCUUUGUCUCAUGAUUAAUCAGUUGAUCAAGCUCGGAAUCAUCAAGACCGAGGCGACCCUGGAUCACAUUUACGAUUAUAAUGCCGAAUUGCUGCUGCUUUUGAUCCGCUGGAUCGGUAAAGUGCCCGAUGCUAGAAUACUCUAUUUCAAAAUCAAGAGUGCAAAUUACGAGCAAUUGCAAGUUGAGACAGCAAAGGACUCCGAGGUGGCUGUAACUAUGGACGAUGAACGAGCCUUGUUUGCUAGCUUUCAAGAUUUGACGGCGGAAGAAAUCAGCGUUGACUUGGACUCAAACGUGCGACACAAGAACAUUUUAAACAAUUUUACAAAGCGAAUGGAGUUUAACCUAAUGGCAAUACUCAGCAAGGACAUGCCCGCAGACUUGAAAUCGAUACUGGAGGAUUUCCAUUUUUUCUUGGUCAAUUUCAACUUGUUUGGGAAAAUAGAACGAUUUGUCGAGAUUCUUUUCAGGCGAUUCGAGGCGGUGGUUAUCUCGGGUGACUUAAGAGAUGUGGAGACUAUUCUUGUUUCUGCCAAGGCUGCUAAAGUUGAAGAAUCAAAGGACGGUAAUGUGGCCAGUGAGGAUGAGGGUGAUGGUGAUGUGUUUACUUGUGAGUUUUUGAAUGGCAAAGGCAAGAUUGAAGAAAUCGUGGAGGAAACAAAACCAAAGCCAAGACUGAAAUUAAGAAAGACCAAAAUAAGCGAAUAG
This is a messenger RNA of Lodderomyces beijingensis, 2841 nucleotides long. Lineage: Eukaryota; Fungi; Ascomycota; Pichiomycetes; Serinales; Debaryomycetaceae. The record is from the annotation of a GenBank genome assembly.